Molecule: messenger RNA, 2081 nt
Organism: Labeo rohita (rohu)
Lineage: Eukaryota; Metazoa; Chordata; Actinopteri; Cypriniformes; Cyprinidae
Gene: guca1d
Product: guanylate cyclase activator 1d
Exons: 4
Coding region: 114-686 (190 amino acids)
Molecular function (GO): calcium ion binding; calcium sensitive guanylate cyclase activator activity
Source: RefSeq, a predicted model, not a curated record
UGCCAUCGCUGUGUGCGGAGGCCAGUCUGCACCUCGUCGUCAGAGCUCACAGGCCUACGACUGCCUGGACCAGCGACGGACUAGAAGGUGUACGAGGGCCGCAGGACACAGCCAUGGGAAACACACACACAAGUCUGGACGACAUUCUCGCUGAGGAUAUGCACCACUGGUAUAACAAGUUCAUGAGGGAGUCUCCAUCAGGCCUGAUCACACUUUUUGAACUGAAGUCCAUCCUGGGACUGCAGGGGAUGAAUGAGAACGCUAACAGUUAUGUGGAUCAAGUGUUCUUUACUUUCGACAUGGAUGGGGACGGAUACAUAGAUUUUGUGGAAUAUAUUGCUGCUAUCAGCUUAAUGCUCAAGGGGGAAAUCAACCAGAAACUUAAAUGGUACUUUAAACUGUUUGACCAGGAUGGCAAUGGAAAAAUCGACAAGGAUGAACUGGAAACAAUAUUUACUGCUAUACAAGACAUCACAAGAAAUCGUGACAUCGUGCCAGAGGAAAUAGUGGCUCUUAUAUUUGAAAAGAUUGAUGUUAACGGAGAAGGUGAACUGACCCUGGAGGAGUUCAUUGAAGGAGCCAAAGAUCAUCCUGACAUUAUGGAUAUGCUGAAGAAGCUGAUGGACCUCACUCCAGUCCUGAUCAUUAUUGUCGAAGGGCGACAGAAAUCAAACAAUAGAAGUUAGGCUGGCUAAACAGGAACAGAUGUAGCUUCCCGCAGUGAUUUCCUCAACAGAAAAUUCUCAAGGGGAACUUCGACUUUCGCCCAAGCAUGGUGCUGUCUGACCCCAGUGGAGAUACCGAGCCUUGCAUCUGAGCUGUCCUCAGCUGAACACUGAUCUUCUAAUGCUAUAAGGGAUUCAGGAGACUAUUCAGGAGACUAAGGAACUGCUGGCAAGGCUUAGGAGUGAGCAAUGUGGUGCUUUUUAAGGGAAGGCUCAGUGGAGAACACUGAGCACACAUCUAGCGACUUUCAUUGGGUGAGCGCAUCGUAUAAUCCAUGUAAUCGUGCUUGAACUGUUUACGGCAUCACUAUAAUGCUCUGAGAGUGAACUCUGAGACAGUCCGCUGCCGACGUGGCCUGAAUUGCCCUAAAAACUGUGAAAUGCACAAUGUACAGUAUAUAGAGCAGUAGUUCUUAACUGGUUUAAGCCUACAUUUUAUACUGGACAUCAAACGGCACAAAAUGAUACAAAAUACCCUUACCUGUAAAUCAAACUAUUUUUAGAGAAUGUAUUCAACGUUAUGUUACAACAACCUACAUAGGCCCAGAAAUGACUACAUUAGUAACAUGACCAGGCUAAGUGGAAAAUAUAACAAUUUGAUAAAUGCAAUAUUUGGCCACAAAAUGUUGACAUCAACAUCUUUGACAUCAUUAACAAUAUGGGAAGAUGUGCCUGUUUAUUUUGUUGUCCAUGACCCAUCAGAAAAGACCUAAGACCUAUUUUUGUCUUGUGAGCCACCAGUUAAGAACCAAUGAUAAAACAUCAUAAAAUUAGCACUUUAUCAUAGAAAAGUAUCAGAUUUAUCUGAUAAUGUUACCUGAUGCAGUAGGUGCAAUUCAUUAAAUGCACAUCUUUUUAGCUGAUCUAAUCUUGUCAAAACAGUAAAACUAAAAGCUUUCGAAAUUAGUGACUGCAUAUUUCAUAGUUAUAUACAUUACCAGAUUUGGGUUCAGUAAGGUUUUAUUUUAUUUUAUUUUAUUUUUAUUUUAUGAAAAAAUACUUUUAUUUAGGAAGGACACAUUAAACUGAUCAAAAGUGAUAGUAAAACAUUUAAUCCUGAAAAAAGUAUCACAGUUUCCACAAAAUUAUUAAGCAACACAACUGUUUUCAGUAUUGGUAAUAAUCAGCAUAUCAGAAUGAUUCCUGAAGGAUGAUAUGAUACUGAAGACUGGACAGUUACUAUAAAUUGUAAUAAUAUUUCACAAAUUAUUUUGAUAAAAUAAAUGCAGCCUUGGUGAGUGUUAAAAGAUCUUACUGACCCCAAAUUUCUGAAUUUGUAAUCCAUAUAUAUCUAAAUAUAUAUUUCUGUAAUGUCGCUGUUUAGAUGUCUGCAUGUGUUUUUUUUAACCAGUCUUG